CGUCGCCGAACGAACGCGAUGUAUUAACGUAUCGUAUUCUAAUAAUAGUCUUGGUUUGAAUCUUUCUAGUUUGAAUGAUUUUUCUUACUGCACCCACAUUCGCGAAUUUCUGUUUUGCCCUAGGGUUGACUGGUAGAGAAUGCCUUAAGGCAUUAAGUCCGCCAUUUGUACUUUUUUUUAUUGUGCAAUAAAGUUUAAAUAAAGAAAUCUGGCUGCUCAUAGUCAACGAGUGACAUGAGAAUUACCAGUUGACAUGAGAAAAUUUUAAUGUAAUCAUAGAAUCUGGUCACAAUAUUUCACGAGCGAGACAGUUGAGAAUUGCGAGCUCUAGAGGCGAACAUCCGGACAUACAAAUUGAGUUAAACCGUAGUAGACCUAUGUUAUUGCUACGGCCAAUAAAAUUAUAGAUCCAAAUUAGGAAAAAUAUUAAAAGUAUAUUUGCAACACAUCAGUGUGUUGUAGGCAUUAUGUAAUUAUUGAUAGUGACAGCAUCAUAAGUGAUCUCUGCAUCGUGGUAGGCUUAUCUACUUCACUGGCUGUUACUUAUCUAAAACUAAUUUCAGAGACAUAUUAUACAAUCAGUUAAAUUAUUACUUUUAGGUGUUCUUGUGCUACUCAUUGGUGUUAAAUUUUUCUUAAUAAAGUAGGUAUGUUUCGACCUGUGAGCCAUGUUUUAUUUGACAUGGAUGGACUAAUAUUAAAUACCGAAGAAUUAUACACAAUAGGGUUUCAGAAAGUAGCAUCUCGGUAUGGAAAAAAGUUUACCUUUGAGCUAAAGUGCCAAAUAAUGGGCCAACAGAGCCGAGAAUUCGCAGCAUCCAUAAUUCAGGGUCUCGACCUACCACUAACUGUUGAAGAGUUCUUGGACGAGACACGGGCUAUAUUUAGUGAACUCUUCCCUGAUUGUAAGAUAAUGCCUGGAGUUGAAAAACUUAUUCGACAUUUACACAAAAAUAAAAUUCCAAUUGGAUUGGCUACAAGUAGUAGCAAAGAGACAUACGAUCUAAAAACGGAAAAGCAUCAGGCUUUCUUUGAUUUGCUGACUUACAAGACAUGGGGUUCGUCCGAUCCCCAAGUCAAGUUAGGCAAACCACAUCCGGAUAUAUUUAUAGUAGCAGCAGAUAAAUUUCCUGAUAAGCCUCAUCCAGAAAAGUGCCUAGUGUUUGAGGACUCUCUGAACGGCGUGAGAGCAGCGCGGGCGGCCAGCAUGCAAGUGGUGAUGGUGCCGGACCCGCGACUGGACCGGGAGCUGGCCCGAGAGGCUGGCGCCACGCUUACGCUUCAUUCCAUGGAGGAGUUCAAACCUGAACUAUUUGGUUUGCCACCAUACACUGACUAGUAGGAACUAGUAAAGUAGUAUUAGGAACCUGCCUGCACAGAUAGACCAGAGCUACUGGUAAACACAGAUUUAUUCCCAGUAGCUACUACUAGUAACAGGUGGUAAAAUAUCUCCAGAAGUUGCUGUCACAUUCUCUUGGUCAAUAUUGAAUUUUUGAAAAGAGUGUGUCCAUAACUUUUGGAAUUGAAGACCUAUUCGUUCAAAAUUAAUAACAAGCAGGUACCUACCCAAUAAAAGGAGUAGGAGCUAGGGGGAAAUAGACUGGAGCACCCUUCAUGUUGCAUUUGCGUACAAAAAAUCUGCCGACUUCCGCAAAAAAUUACCUACUCACAAAUGCAAAAAGGAAAACUUGCGAAAAGGAAAGUCGUAACUCCCUUUGGUCGUGUUAAUUUAUCAUUAUUACCACUCGUCAUAAUAUAAAAGAUAAAAAUUGUAAUUUCAUACCAUGUUUUUGUAUACGGUGGUUGAGCGUUAUUUACUGUCUGGCAAAAAAGAGUAAAACU
Messenger RNA from Leguminivora glycinivorella, 1842 nucleotides. Its product is annotated as pseudouridine-5'-phosphatase-like. The record is from RefSeq and is a predicted model, not a curated record. Lineage: Eukaryota; Metazoa; Arthropoda; Insecta; Lepidoptera; Tortricidae. The coding region runs from base 650 to 1339 and encodes 229 amino acids. Gene Ontology annotation, molecular function: phosphatase activity. The transcript has 4 exons.